CCGUUUUGGUUAAUCGAGUUUUAGAUUCCGAAAUCAGUUUAAAAAGCUUGAAGGAUCAAGGAAAAAAAUAUCCUCACAUUCUCGCAUGGUCCUCUAGUAAUCAGUUGCCAAAAUAUUGGAUGAUUUUUCUUAGUGAUAGUAGCGAAGG
Molecule: messenger RNA, 148 nt
Organism: Funneliformis mosseae
Lineage: Eukaryota; Fungi; Glomeromycota; Glomeromycetes; Glomerales; Glomeraceae
Source: the annotation of a GenBank genome assembly